AUGGAGAAAUGGCCCAUACCUAAAGAUUUAAAAGGGUUGAGAGGAUUUUUAGGUUUAAUUGGGUAUUAUAGGAAGUUUGUGAGAAAUUAUGGGAUAAUUGCUUGGCCUCUCACACAAUUGCUAAAAAAAGACACCUUUAAAUGGAGCAAUGAAGCUCAAGUGUCAUUUGAAAAAUUGAAGGAAGCCCUGACCACUCUGCCUGUUCUAGCAAUGCCAGACUUUGAAAAAGAAUUUAUUCUGGAAACUAAUGCAUCAGGAAAAGGAAUUGGGGCAGUGUUAAUGCAGGAAGGAAGACCAAUUUCAUACAUGAGCCAAACUCUACCUGACAGGGGCCCAGUAGAAGUUAGUUUAUGA
This is a messenger RNA of Vicia faba (fava bean), 354 nucleotides long. Lineage: Eukaryota; Viridiplantae; Streptophyta; Magnoliopsida; Fabales; Fabaceae. The record is from the annotation of a GenBank genome assembly.